Messenger RNA from Lodderomyces jiufengensis, 3927 nucleotides. It is a transcript of the gene RAD50, whose product is annotated as MRX complex DNA-binding subunit. Gene Ontology annotation, biological process: chromosome organization involved in meiotic cell cycle; double-strand break repair; telomere maintenance via telomerase. The record is from RefSeq and is a predicted model, not a curated record. Gene Ontology annotation, molecular function: single-stranded telomeric DNA binding; ATP hydrolysis activity; double-stranded telomeric DNA binding. Bases 1 to 3927 code for a protein of 1308 amino acids. Gene Ontology annotation, cellular component: nucleus; Mre11 complex; condensed nuclear chromosome. NCBI's taxonomy places the organism in Eukaryota, Fungi, Ascomycota, Pichiomycetes, Serinales, Debaryomycetaceae. The transcript has a single exon.
AUGUCAAGUAUCUACAAACUAUCAAUAAAAGGGAUUAGAGCAUUUGAACCAGAAUCAGAUGAGACUAUACAAUUUGGGUUUCCUUUAACUUUAAUUUGUGGUCAAAAUGGUUGUGGUAAAACUACAAUUAUAGAAUGUUUAAAAUAUGCAACUACAGGUAAUUUACCACCAAACUCAAAAGGUGGAGCGUUUGUACAUGAUCCAAGUUUAAGUUCUCGUGUUCAAACUACCGGUCAAGUAAAAUUAGCUUUCAAAGAUGCAAAAGGAAGAUCAAUGAUUACAACAAGAACAGUUCAAGCUAGUAAUAAAAAUACCAAAAGUGGAGCAGGUGCAGGAAAUGUUACAUUUAAGACCUUAGAAGGUCAAUUAGCUUCUAUUGAGCAUGGACAAAAGAUCAGUAUAUCAUCAAAGAAUGCGGAAUUAGACUCACAAAUUCCCGCAUUUCUUGGAGCAUCACCAGCUAUAUUAGAUAAUGUUAUAUUUUGUCAUCAAGAUGAUAGUUUAUGGCCAUUAAGUGAAGCAUCAGUAUUGAAAAAGAAAUUUGAUGACAUUUUUGAAGCUUCAAAAUUCACAAAAGUCAUUGAUAAUUUAAAAACUAUUAGAAAAGAUAUGGCAGUUGAUAUAAAAUUGAUUGAACAAAGUGUAAAUCAUUUAAAAGUUGAUAAAGAUCGUGCAAAAAAGAUUAAAGAACGUUUAACGGGAAUGGAAGAAUCAGCAAAUAUUUUUGAAGUUGAAAUUAGUGAUUUAAGUCUUAGAAUUGUAGAAAAGCAAAGAGAAGCUGAUAAUUUAUUUGCUACUAACCAAGAAUUUCAAAAAAUUUUAAGUGAUUACGAAAAUUUAUUAAUGAAAAAAUCUUCAUUAGAAGAUAACAUUUCAAACUUGGAAAAAACAAUUGAUAUACUACCAGAUACUAACGAAGAAUUAUAUAAUAAACAAGAAAAUUUUGCAUCUUUAGUUGAUGAAAAAAAUAAUUCGAUCGAAAAAUAUCAAAUUGUUGGUAAAGAUUUAGAGUCUGACUUGAAAGUUGAAACUAAUCAUUACAAUGAAUUAAUUAGGUUGGACGGUUCAUUAAAAGCUAAAAAGGCAGAAUAUGAUGUUAAUGUUGAUAAAAUGAAUGAGGUAGUCUCUGAUAAUUCUGAUAAAUUAAAAGUAGAAUUGACACAAGAUGAUUUAACCAACAGAGGUAAUUUCAAAAAUGCUCUUGAAAAGCAAAAUACUCAAAUUCAAAAUAGUCAAAAAGAAUUGGUCCGUCAAAACAAGGCAAAUGAAUCUGAAAAGCAAUCACAACUUCAAGAAACUAUCAAUUCCAUUUUGAAAGAAGAACAAAAUUUAGAAUUUGUCAAUAAUGAUUUACAAAAGAAUAAACAAAAUUUAUAUGUUUUAAAGAGAAAAUUAGAUUCGAGUACAAAUGAUGAAUCAGAACUUAUAGCCAAAAAGGAAGAAUUAACUCAAGCAACUCAGGCAUUAAAUGAUAAAAAAUCUAAAAAUGAAUCAAAAGAUCUUGAUAUAAAAAUGAUGGACUCAAAUACAGAAAUUUCAAAAUUAGAAUUUGAAUUAGAUGAAAUUUCAAAAAAAUUACUGACUAGUAAUAAGCAAUCAGAAUUAAGAUCGAAAUUGACGUUUUUAGAAGAUUCAGUGAAAACUAAAAAUGAAGAAAUUGUAAAAACUUUGCAAAAAUUAAAUGAUGAUUAUAAAUUAUUGAUUGGUGAAGAUAUUGAAAUUGAAUUAGCUGAAGCUAAAUAUAAUGAUAAAUUUUCAGAACUUUCAACUGAUGUUGACGAUCAACAAAAGAAAGUCUUUAGUGUACAAAGUGAGCUAGAAUCAUUGAAAAGUUCAAGAGUCAAAAUAGAUAAUGAUAGAUCUGAAAAUGAUGCUAAAAUAUCCUCUUUGAAAGAUGAAAUUACCAAAGUUAUUGAUGAUGAUAAUGUUGAUGCAUAUGAAAGUAUUGUUCAAGAAUUGGAAGAUGAUUAUAGAAAUGUUACGGAAGACGUCAAUACAUUUGAAGUUACUAAAAGUUAUGGUCAAUCUGCAAUUGAUAUGGCUGAAAAAAAUAAAUGUUGUUUAUUGUGUAAAAGAAUGUUUGAUAAUCCAGCUUUGAAAAAAUUUAUUGAAGAAUUGAAACAAGGGUUUGAUGAAUCUAAAAUUCAAGAAGUUAAAUCAAGGGCUGAUGAAAUUGGUAAAGAACUUAAUGAAGUUAAAAAAAUUGGAUUAAAGGUUAUAACUUAUAGAGAAUGUGUUGCAUUAAAACCUACAUUUGAUAAUCAACUUGUCGAACUUAAUAAUAAGCAAAACGCUUUGAACGACACCCUUAAAAAAGAAGUUAAAAAACUUGAAAACUUAAAAGCGUCCUUUGAUUCAGCUUCAAUAUUGAAAAAGCCUUUAGCAGAUGCAACUAGAUUAAAUUUAGAAGUUCAUGAUCUCGAUUUACAAAUUGAUGAUCUUAAUGAUGAUCUUGGAGGUUUUGGAACUGCUGUAGCUUCAAUCGGAGAAUUACAAAAACAACAACAAGAUGCAAAUACAAAAAUUAGAGAUUUAAGACAUGAUUUAAAUGCUUCAAUGGAAGAGAAAAAUAAACUUCAAAGAGAGUUACAAAAGUUGGAAAAUAAAGUCAAAGAUACUAAAUUAAUCAUAAGUAAUCUCGAAAGAUCAUUAGCUGAUGUGCAAAAUAUCAAAAAAAAUAUUUCUGAUUUGGAUUCAACUAUCUCAAACGAUGAAACAAAAUCAAAUGAACUUCAAUCAAGUUUGAAAGAUAGAAAAGAUAAAAAAGAUCAGCAGUCUCAUGAAUUAAAACAAAUACAAGAUGAAAAUAAUAAGCAAGAAUAUAAAAUUCAAAAGGAAGUACAAUUUUUCUCAGACUUGCUAUCCAAAUUCUCAUCACUUGAUAAUGCUAUAAAAGGUUUUGAAAUGAAUGUAUUAUCAAAACUUCAAGAGAAUACAUUACAAAUGGAAAAAGUUUUAAAAGAAUGUGAAUCAAUCAAAUCAAAAAUUACUGAUAAUUCAAGUACCAUCAAAUCAUUAGAGAAAGAAGUCAUGGAUUCUUCACGUAUUAAACAUAAUAUAAUGGCAAAUAUCGAUUAUAGAGCUCAAGUAAGUAGAUUAGAUGAAACAGAUUUUCAAUUGAAUGCAUUGGAUAUUGAUAAUGCACAUUUGAAAAAACAAGAAUAUCAAGAAAACUCAAAUAAAAUUAGAGGUGAACUUACCGAUUUAAAUACUCAACAUGCUGGUAAAGUUGGUGAAGUUAAACAAAUUAAAGAUCAAAUUGCAAAUAUGAAUAAAGAAUUAGCAACAGAAUAUAAAAACGUCGAUAAUUUACAUCGUGAAGAAUGGAUUAAAUUACAAACUAAUUUAUUAGUUUCAAAUGAUAUACAAAAUUAUUCAAAAGCUUUAGAUAAUGCAAUUAUGAAAUUUCAUAGUAUUAAAAUGGAAGAUAUAAAUAGAAUCUUGAAUGAAUUGUGGUCUCAAACUUAUAAAGGUUCAGAUAUUUCAACAAUUGCAAUAAAAAGUGAUGUUAAUUUACAAGCAAAAGGUAAUAGAUCAUAUAAUUAUCGUGUUGUAAUGGUUAAAGAUUCAAACGAAUUAGAUAUGAGAGGUAGAUGUUCUGCUGGUCAGAAAGUUUUAGCAAGUAUAUUAAUUAGAUUAGCAUUGGCUGAGUGUUUUGGAGCAAAUUGUGGUAUGAUUGCAUUGGAUGAACCAACAACAAAUUUAGAUAAUGAAAAUGCAGAAGCAUUAGCUGCAGCAUUAAAUAAAAUUAUUGAAUAUAGGAAACAACAAUCAAAUUUUCAAUUAAUUGUUAUUACUCAUGAUGAAAAAUUUUUAACUCAUAUUCAAGGUGAUAGGUUUACUGAUCAUUUUUAUAGAAUUGAAAGAGAUGAAAAAAGUAAAUCAAGAAUUUAUUCGAUACCAAUUAGUAGAAUUCAAGAAUUUUAG